Messenger RNA from Lathyrus oleraceus (garden pea), 1539 nucleotides. RefSeq lists its product as uncharacterized. The coding region runs from base 1 to 1539 and encodes 512 amino acids. NCBI's taxonomy places the organism in Eukaryota, Viridiplantae, Streptophyta, Magnoliopsida, Fabales, Fabaceae. The transcript has 3 exons. The record is from RefSeq and is a predicted model, not a curated record.
AUGUCUGAUUCCUCUAGCUCUGAACCAAGCUACCCCAACGGAGAAGAUCCUGUUGCUGACUCUGCGAAUACCUCACAUGCAAGAAGACCUAAAGAAACUGUAUCAGGCUUCUCCUCAGCCAUCGCUCUUGAAGAACGAACCAGAGAAGGUUCCAGGUAUGUUCACAAUGCCAUUGCCACUAUGGUGACUGGAAUACUGUCUGGUAUCCAUAAGGUCCUUGGGGUUUCCAUUCCCUUAAACACUAUUGAACCUGAUAGUGUUACUUAUCAAGAAAAUACUGAGUCUUUAGGAAAGAAUAUCUCUGAUGAUGUUGAGCAAACUGAUGCUCAUAAGGAGUCAAGUGUUGACAAACCCUUAGAUAAUGUGGCUGGUGAGGAAGUUCAUGUCACUCAUGAUGUCAGUGACAACCCUAACUGUGAGGCUGAAACAGUAGACCUGGAGGAAUUUUCUAAUAAUGAGCUGCCGUCCUCUGUCCUCCCUAGCAUAGCCAAAAGGGUUAGGACUAGGAGAGAAAAGAAAACUGUGGCUCAAAGGUCCCCUAGAAAGAAGAUUGAUGUUCCAACCUCUUCCAAGACAAAGGUGGCAGUCGAGAGUUCCCCCAAGAGGAAAGGUCCUGGUCCAGACAAAUCUUGGAGCAAAAUGGUGCCCAAGAAAAAGAAGACCAGGUGGAAAUAUGUUUAUCAGAAGAGGCUGGCUUUGGAAAGGGAAUUAGCUCAGAAUGUCCUAGAAUGUAAGGAUAUUAUGGACCUUAUUCAAGAGGCUGGUUUAAUGAAGAUUGUGACUCAGUUCUCAAAGUGCUAUGAGAUAUUGGUUAAGGAAUUUAUUGUUAAUUUGUCUGAAGAAUGUGCUGAUGGCAAGUCUAAGGAAUUCAGGAAAGUGUAUGUGAGAGGCAAGUGUGUAAAUUUCUCUCCCUCAGUGAUCAACAAGUAUUUGGGAAUGCCUGAUGUAGCUCAACCUGAGCUUGAGAUUGGAGCUGCUAACUGGGUGCCCACCAAUCAUAAAUCUACAGUUGCUGUAAUGCUUGGAAAGUUUAUAUAUGCUGUUGGAACCAAAGCCAAUUUUGACUAUGGCUCAUAUAUUUUUGAUCAAACUUUGAAGCACGCAGGAAGCUUUAGUGUGAAGGGACCUAUAGCCUUUCCUUCUCUCAUCUGUGGUAUUGUUUUGAAUCAGUUUCCAAACAUCUUAACAGAGAAUGAUUCUGUGAAGAAAAGAGACAACCCUAUGUCCUUUAAUCAUAAGCUGUUCCUAGGUACCCAUGUUCCUGACAUUGUCAUGACAACAGGUGAGACAUCACGUGUAAGCAAUCAACCAGGUAAAGCUGCUGUCAUUGCAAUGCUCAAAGAAACUUGCAGGGAGUUAGAGGCAAGGAAGCUGAACUUGGAAAAAUUGAUCAGCACUUUGGAGAUGACUGAAGGUGAUGUGCUUGGUGAAGCUGAUGAUGCUGCUAAAGAAGCUGAAAGACAGGGUGAAGAGGGAGAAGCAAAUGCCAGUCCUGAUGAUGGCACAGAUGAUGAUGCUGACUCUGAGUCAGAUGACUAG